AUGAGCCGUCCUAAUUACAUCGAGAUCCCCUCCGACAACUCGCGUUCAGCCAGUGCGCUGUCAAGGAGUGGAUUUUCACCCCGGAUCCAGCAUUUCGACGGAGAUGUCCCGCCUGCGCUGUCGCCCUUGGACGCAAUUGCGGCACGAAGCCGAAAGUUGGCCAAAGAGCUGGAAGAGACCAGGAAAGCGGGAGAACGGCGGAUGAGCAGGUUGUCGCCGCAGAUUGUGACGGAUUCCCUGACCGAGCAUCAAAACAAUCGUCCCCCAAUCUUUCGAGCCUUGUCCGAUGGACUGGAUACUGUUCCGCCUCUUCCUGUGCUUGAAAAAGAUCGAGGCGGUAACUUUGCCCGCGUCGCUCACCCUUUGAACCGACCGACCUCGCAACGCAUUCGAAUGGGCAGCAUCGCAUCCAAGGCCGCGGACGAACCAGACAGUAAACCGCUGUCGCCAGUGCAAGAUUAUUUCGGUGCCCCUCGAGUAGAAUCCCCUCCGCCUCUUGAACCAAGGGGACCGCAGUCACCCCCUCAAAUUUCCGAGAGCCCGUCCUUACAUCCUCAACCCGGGCUGUCCAGACAGAUCUCCAGCACUUCUCAAUCAGAGCUGAGCGCGACGUUGGCGCCUCCCCGAUCUCAUUCGGAUAGAUUAAGACCUUACCAGGAUUCUGAUGACGACUACACCAGCUCCAACGCCGGUUCGACUUUCUCUCAGUCGAGGAAACUGUCCGCCAGCAGCGGUUUCUCUGCUCCUCACUCUCCGCUCUCGCCAUAUUUACAAUUUCACGGCCGCACUCCGUCGAGUGGCUCGCUUGAAUCUCCGACGAAACCCACUUUGACACGGAAUUUCUCGCGCCCGCUAAGCUCAGCGAGCUUGUCAAAUCUAAGAGCAGAGAAAAGCCCGUCAAAAGCAACAUUCGCAAACCGGAUGAGCCAGCUUCGGCCCGCGAACUCUUUCGAUAACUCCACCUCGGCACCAAACGGAUACCUCGCUGGGGAAGCGUCUUCAUACACUCAUGCAACCUAUAGCCUACCGCGGGGCAAAGAUGUGUCUGGCCGUACUUCCCAGCUCUUCUCUGCCCUGUCGACGCCCCAUUUUGAAUGGCAGGAACCUAUGUUCCCAGGCACCCCUCCGCUAGAGGGCAAAAGUAGUACGGAGCUCCCUGUUCCGUCACCGAUGGCUUCAGCACGGCCGAGCAGAGAGGAACAGACCCAGAGAUCUGGGUUGUCGUUUGAGCUUAAUGCCGAAAACUCGCUUGUGGGACCCGACCGACCGUCGCCCGCAACGGCGUAUUACACGCCAACAGGCUCUCUCCGCUCAAACGAUUCGGCAGGCUCGAGGCCUUCCCUAGGCCAGCUACCGCCUCCUCCUUCGGGCUUUAUGCUACCUCCCACCCCCCUCUCACCCGUCGAGGAGAUGUCACACUCUUCAAGGUCAACUAGCACCGUUCGGCCUACGACUGCUCGAAGUGGCAGUAACUACCAAGGACUUUCCACAGAUGACCAUGUCACCAAAGCAAUCGAACUUCAUGAGGACGGAAAACUCAAUGAGUCGACAUAUCAUCUGCGAAUCGCAGCCAACAAGGGUCACGCGACUGCGAUGCUUCUGUAUGCCCUUGCCUGCCGUCAUGGUUGGGGUCUCCGGCCAAAUCCGAAAGAAGGCGUUCAAUGGUUGCGCAAAGCGGUAGAUUGCGCCAUGCUCGAUAUUGCGGAGGACGAAGACCCGGCGUCUCGAAAGCCGGGUGUCGAUUAUCAUGAGAAGAGGGCACAUCGGGCCCAGUUCGCGCUGAGCGUGUAUGAACUCGGCGUCUCUCACCUCAAUGGCUGGGGCGUCGAGCAGGACAAAACCUUGGCCCUGCGAUGUUUCGAGAUAGCUGGCAAUUGGGGAGACACCGACGCACUGAGUGAGGCCGGUUUCUGUUAUGCCGAGGGGAUUGGCUGCAAGAAAGAUAUGAAGAAAGCAGCCAAGUUCUACCGCAUGGCAGAGGCGAAAGGCGUCAGCAUGGUCGGAAACAGUUGGAUCUACAAAGCUAAAUACAACGAUUCCGAUGACGAGGGCGAACGAGCUCGGUCUGCAGGAAAGACGUCUUCGCCGAAGCCUCGCAGCAAGUCCAAAUCUCGCGGCAUCUUUGGGCGGAAGAAAGCGACACCUCAACCGUGA
Cladophialophora carrionii CBS 160.54 is the source of this 2154-nucleotide messenger RNA. RefSeq lists its product as uncharacterized. Gene Ontology annotation, molecular function: protein binding. NCBI's taxonomy places the organism in Eukaryota, Fungi, Ascomycota, Eurotiomycetes, Chaetothyriales, Herpotrichiellaceae. The record is from RefSeq and is a predicted model, not a curated record. The coding region runs from base 1 to 2154 and encodes 717 amino acids. The transcript is spliced from 2 exons.